Messenger RNA from Oppia nitens, 967 nucleotides. RefSeq names its product zinc finger protein 62-like. Gene Ontology annotation, biological process: regulation of transcription by RNA polymerase II. The transcript is spliced from 2 exons. The record is from RefSeq and is a predicted model, not a curated record. Lineage: Eukaryota; Metazoa; Arthropoda; Arachnida; Sarcoptiformes; Oppiidae. Gene Ontology annotation, cellular component: chromosome. Bases 89 to 967 code for a protein of 292 amino acids. Gene Ontology annotation, molecular function: chromatin insulator sequence binding.
UGUCUAUUGACAUGAAUUUUAAAGCAUAGUUUUGUUGACUUAAAAAAAAAAAAUAAUUUAUUUAUCAAUGAAUUGACCGCCGAUUUUGAUGGACCACUCGUGUGAAGACAACGAUGACUUGAAUCAGACGACAUUGCGUCCAACGAAACGAGUCUUUGAGUGCGAUGUCUGUCAUCAGGUGUUCACCAGAAAUACAUCACUGACUGAACACAAACACAUUCACACAAAUUGUCGACCAUUUGAGUGUCACGUCUGCGGUAAGACAUUCAGACAAACAUCAAAUCUGAAGAAACAUCAGAAACUACACGACGUCGUCGACAACAAUCAACGGACAACUGUUGUGUCGACUAAUGCCAAGACGUGUGACAUCUGUGGCAAACAGUUUCCGACUAAGUCGUCGCUGAAAUCGCAUCGAUUGUCUCACGACGACUACAAGAGUUGUCUGUGUGACAAAUGUGGCCAAACAUUCAAAUAUCGAUCGGAUUUGAUCCGACACAUGAAAAUACAUGACAAUCGACGAGAGUAUGAGUGCAACGUAUGUGCCGUCGGUUUCAAUGAUCGAUCGGCAUUGAAGAGACAUCGACUCAAACUUCACAAAACUAUUGAUAAUAAUAAUUCAGACAAUUAUCAUCAAAAUACUGGUCAAACUUUGGUGAUGUACGAGACAAGAGUAGACACAGACAACAGUAGUAAUAGUUUAGAUAGCAAUCAAUUGUCAAAACAAAUGUCCGCAGAUCUGAAUGACAGAAAUUAUAUCAAUUCGGUUAUCGAUUAUAUAGACGUUUGUCGUAUACUUCCAGUUCCACUACCGAAUCAUAUCUUUGAAAAGUUGGUCGAAAUACAGAAACAAAUUCAAUUGCAUUUGGGAACCGAUAGAUGUUUUCAUAACGAAUACUUCUCACUGUUAUUGAAUGGUCAACAAGAGUUAAACCAAAUAAUUGUUGAACACUUACGGUUAGUCUAUUGA